Messenger RNA from Ochlerotatus camptorhynchus, 949 nucleotides. RefSeq names its product Proliferating cell nuclear antigen (gene PCNA). The record is from RefSeq and is a predicted model, not a curated record. Gene Ontology annotation, cellular component: PCNA complex. The coding region runs from base 113 to 895 and encodes 260 amino acids. NCBI's taxonomy places the organism in Eukaryota, Metazoa, Arthropoda, Insecta, Diptera, Culicidae. The transcript is spliced from 3 exons. Gene Ontology annotation, biological process: translesion synthesis; regulation of DNA replication; mismatch repair. Gene Ontology annotation, molecular function: DNA polymerase processivity factor activity; DNA binding.
AUCAUUUCUGCCUCGACUUCUUUCAAGUAUUGACGUGUUUGCGCGAAGCUCGGAGAACCGUGUUUCUAACGCAUCAAAUUAUUAUAAACUAAGCAACUAUUAAAAACCCAAAAUGUUCGAAGCUCGUCUUGUUGCCAGCACUACGCUGAAAAAGGUCCUGGAGGCCGUGAAGGACCUGCUGAAUGAAGCCACGUUCGACUGCAGUGACUCGGGUAUUCAAUUACAGGCUAUGGACAAUUCCCACGUUUCAUUAGUAUCACUAUCACUUCGUUCCGAUGGUUUCGAUAAGUACCGCUGUGAUCGAAAUCUCUCUAUGGGAAUGAAUCUGGCCAAUAUGUCCAAAAUCAUGAAGUGCGCCAACAAUGAUGAUACCGUGACCAUGAAAGCACAAGACAAUGCGGAUACAGUCACUUUUAUGUUUGAAUCGCAAAACCAGGAGAAAGUCUCUGAUUAUGAAAUGAAGCUGAUGAAUCUGGAUCAGGAGCAUUUGGGAAUUCCGGAGACGGAUUAUGCUUGCAUUGUACGGAUGCCUGCUAUUGAAUUUGCCCGUAUUUGCCGAGAUCUGUCUCAAUUCGGUGAAUCCGUUGUCAUCUCUUGUACGAAAGAGGGAGUAAAAUUCUCUGCAUCUGGCGAUGCUGGAUCGGCUAACAUUAAGUUGGCUCAGACCUCCUCUGUCGACAAAGAAGAUGAAGCGGUUGUUAUCGAGAUGCAAGAGCCAGUAACACUGACUUUCGCUUGCCGUUACCUGAACUCUUUCACUAAGGCGACUCCGUUGUCCAGCCAGGUGCAGCUUUCCAUGUCGGCUGAUGUUCCACUUGUUGUGGAAUACAAGAUUCAAGAUCUAGGACACAUCCGGUACUAUCUGGCACCGAAGAUCGAGGAUGAUGAAAACUAAUGUUUAAGAUAUGUCAUAUUUCUAAUUGCGUUCUAGAUGUGGUAGGGUUAAGUU